Molecule: messenger RNA, 2367 nt
Organism: Drepanopeziza brunnea f. sp. 'multigermtubi' MB_m1
Lineage: Eukaryota; Fungi; Ascomycota; Leotiomycetes; Helotiales; Drepanopezizaceae
Source: RefSeq, a predicted model, not a curated record
AUGGCUGCAUCGAAACCAAUAGCACGACCCAACAGGGGCGGAGAUCGAAGCGUGUGUUAUCUUUUCUUGGAAGGACAUGCGACCGCGCAAGCGUGUGCAUGUAGGAGGCCUAUGUGUAUGUAUGCAGGGCGAGCAGAGUGGCAGGCGCUGCAGAUGGUCCUUGGCUCGGAAGUCCAACGUCUUCUCAUUUUCGAAUUCGGACAGUUUUUCUCGAAGGUCUUACGCUUGUCGUGUCUUGUCUUGUGCCACCUAGGGGAGAAACGGGAUUUGAGAAAGUCCCAGACGACUCGAUUGCGGCCGGGCCUGCUCUGGAUAUCAGACAUUUGCGUCGUCUCAGUAGACGAGUUUUCUAUGAUAGCACAUAGAGACGAACGACAGAAGCAGAGGGGUGUAGCCACCCGCCACACCUCUUCGGGUCCGGGGGGGCCCUGGGAAUGCAUUCACGAUCCUGGGACAGAUAUAGCUCACCGAUUAACACCGGCUUCAAAAAGCAAGGCUGAGCAAGCACCUCUUCCCAAUGAACCUUCAGAUAUACCUACCGACCUCCCUGUCAGUCGUAGUGACGACGUUGCUGAGCACCAACCCGACCUCCCUCCCAAUGCACUCAGCACAGCAGCAGAACACGGCAGAGAGCAAGCGGGCGCGACGAGAUUCGUGAUUGGCCACGCCGACGACAACUCGCCACAACCACGCCGGCCGGCCCGCGAUCCUCAGUUGGACGAGACGUCAUGGAAUGGAGGAGAAGGAAGGCGGUCACGUCCUCCCUUCCGGAAGCUCCAUCUCAAUUUCCUUUCUCUGCUCUACCUCCGUACUCUUCGCGACAUUGGAAAUGGCGGUGUGAGCGAGUUGUCUGUCACGCACGCGCGUGCAGUGCGGUCGGUGCAACGAAGGCGAAGGCGAAGGCGAAGGCAAAGGCGAGACGAGACGAGACGUCCGGAAUACCUAUGGCACCGAGAACAAGAGGUCAUCGUCAUCGCCAUGGUCGUUGUCGUUGUCGUUGUCGUUGUCGUUGUCGCCGCGGCUCGGUUUCAUGCCCAUCCUGAUGCCGAGGGCCCCAAGCCGUGUACACGCUUGCUCGACCUGCCUUUCAACGUUCGGCUAAAAAUCGAAGAAGCAAUCAUUACUACGGAGUACAGUAGUCUGGAUAGUCGAAUCAGAGACACAGAGUACGUACAUUGUACCACAGUACAGGCCGAAGUGUUGCAGCCUGCGGGACGCUUCUCCGAUUUACUAUUAGAGUCUCCUUCGACCCCUUCGAAAAUCCUAUUUCCCUUGGUAAAAACCCCUGUUUCGUCCGCUCAGGGUGUCACAAUUACGCCUGUGACGCUGUACUACUGUAUAGUUGUCGAAAGCCAGGGUAGGGAGCGGACCCAGACCCGGACCCGGAGCCGGGACCCUGCUUUUCUGUACUGCCUUAGGCCUUGUCAUUGGUCGAUCCCAGAAAAUCGCCGAGGCCCAAUGACUAUAGCCAUAACCAUGACCAUGACCAUCCAUAACCAUGACCAUGACCAGAGGAGUCAGGACUCAGGAGGAAAGAAAGUUUGUGUCCCGAUUCCGCGGGAUAAGGGGAUAGUGGUUGGCUCACUCUCCCCUACGUCUCAGGAAUAUAAGAAGAAGAAUACGAAAAGGAAGCAGAAGAAAGUAAAAAACGAAGAAACAAUCCGUAAUGACAAUUCGGUCUGCAGACAUCAUCCAAUCCGGAGCGAUAUGUGCAUGCAAAAGCUUCUAGCAAAAGCAAGAAGUGUGGUCGGUCUCCUAAAUUCGGUUUUUCCCCCCUCCCUUCGACAUCACUUGCAGCGGGCUCAGCAAACUCCGUUCGCCCUAUUGCUUAUUCCACUCACCCUGCAUCUGACCGCAGAAGCAACGAACGUCAGAUCCAAGUACUGUACGAAGAAGGACCCCUCAGAUCGCUGCCCGGCGGCUGGUCCCCUGCCCCUGACAAACUCACAGCCCCAACCUGGAACAGCCCUAGCCUUGCGGGAUCCGGAAUCCGGAAGCAUGCCCAACCCAACCAAAGCAGACAGACGAGCUGGAGUGGAUGCUGACCGGCCAGGGGAUGGGAGGUCCGUCGGGACCGGAGUAUUGCAACCUGGUUCUCGGAAUUAUCAAGAUCGUGAUCGGGAUCGUGAUUGUGAUCGUGAGCGUGAGCGUGAUCGUGAUCGUGAUCGUGAUCCUGAUCGUGAUCGUCAUCUCGACCUCCAGUUCAUGAUCAGUCCGUGGGAUUCUUUUGCCAUGUCAUCUAUCGCAUCUCAUCGCUUUUCAUCUCACAUCUCAUCUCACUGCGUGACUUUUCAGCACAAGCAGCCGUCUCGUGUCGUGACACUGGCGGACCUAUGUCCUUCGGAGAGGCGGGAGAAGGUUCCGUAG